Messenger RNA from Larimichthys crocea (large yellow croaker), 12301 nucleotides. Its product is annotated as cytoplasmic dynein 2 heavy chain 1. The coding region runs from base 154 to 11298 and encodes 3714 amino acids. Gene Ontology annotation, molecular function: dynein light intermediate chain binding; dynein intermediate chain binding; ATP hydrolysis activity. Gene Ontology annotation, biological process: microtubule-based movement. Lineage: Eukaryota; Metazoa; Chordata; Actinopteri; Sciaenidae. Gene Ontology annotation, cellular component: axonemal dynein complex. The record is from RefSeq and is a predicted model, not a curated record. The transcript is spliced from 82 exons.
GAAGAAGUUGCCUGGUAACCACGCACGCAUAAUCCUGGAGACCGAGCAACAGAUUGCUACAGCUUCGCUAUAAUGUAACGAAGUUACCCGAAACUGACGAAGACAAAACAUUUGGUUGCUUUCUCAACAUCAGGCCACUAUUGCAGCUGAAAGAUGCCCCCUGGUUCAGAUGACGCCCGCAAAAAGUUUAUACUGACAACAACCGGAAACUUUUAUGGGAUAAAGCCUUCAUCGUCCCUGGCUGACAGCUCAGAGCUCAAUAACUUCUUGGACGAUGGAAAUGAAUUUGUCCUGUCCGUCAGCAGACGUGGCAAUGACCUUCACUUGUCGAAUAAGAUUGAAGCAUCAGCGGACAGCAGAGAGAAAGUGUUGGUUUUCUUCAAGCUGCAUCCCACCGUGAUCACAGAAGACAACCUUCACCAGAGCCUCCUUGUGUCAUCCAUGCUGGAGUCUCCCAUCAACACCCUCUACCAGGCUGUAAAACAAGUCUUUGCACCUGUACUGCUGAAGGAUGAGCGGUGGCGUUCUGCAUUUGACCCUAAACUGGCAGGCCUGUUGAGUGAGCUGGAGCUUGGCCUGGGUUCAGUGGUCCGCCAGUCUGGAGCACAACCCUCUGCCAAGAAGGACCGCGUAGAGGAAGAUGUUCUUGGAAUCCUGACUCCCAGUGAUGAGUUCCAGUACUGGGCUGAUCUCUCCGAGUAUGCAGAGAAGAACAGCGUGAGAGAAAGGGCCACAUAUUUCACAGAGCAAUUUAAAUCCAUACAAAAGGAAUAUGGUGGUCUUGAUGGCUUGUCUAUGUCUGAUGCUGUAGAUCUAGUGGAACUGAGCAGAGACACUUUGGAUGAUGUUUGGAGGCAAACUGAUUUUGAGCCAUAUCCAGAAACACGCAUGGUCCGACUUAUGGAUGUUAUCGGUGGAGCCAUGGGGAGAUAUGUGCAGAGAAAGCUGAGUGGUCUUAAAAUUUUUGAGGAGCCGUUUGUAUCAGUCAGAGAGAACCUGAGAACAGGUGUUGCCAUCUGUGAGCAAUGGGUGGUAGCCUGUGAGCAUCUGACUGGACAGGUGUGGAAAAGAUAUGCCCCCCAUCCCUGGAAGGGAAACAAGCACUGCCCGCAAACCCUGAAUUGCCUUGCAAAAAGGUUAGACGAGGUGGUGACUCUGCGCAUGGUUCAUGAGAAACUGCUGCGUCUGCUACCAGGAGUGAAACAGCAGGCCCUGACUUCAGAUCGCGUUUUUGAACCUUUCUCUGGGCUCAACCCUCUGCAUUACAACCCUUACACUGAGCCUCUUUGGAGAGCAGCAGUGGCUCAGUUUGAGCGCCUAAUGGCUCCGUCAGAGCAGGAGGUUGCUGGCAGGCUAAAGAGCUACAUUGCUGACGUGCAGGACAAUCCACAACAGCUGUUGCAGGUGUUUCAAAAAAACAAGGAGUUGAUCAGACGUCCAACCAUCAGCAAAGAGCUUCAGUCAGAGAGAGAGACCCUACUGGCCAGACUACUGGAUUACAAUAAAGGCCUGAAGACUGACUUUGAGAGUCGUUGCCAUGGAGGUCCUGGAGACAAGUCUGGGCCACUCAUUGGCAGGAACCUCCCUGAGGUGGUCAACAAAAUUGUCUGGGUCCGACAGCUCAUACACAAGGUUGAGGACUCUGUCCGCAUAGCUGAGGCGCUGCUUUCAGACCUGUCUGGGUUCAAAGGGUUCCUACAUUUCUGUGAUGACCUGCUAGAAGUUCUGAGGGCAUAUGAACAAGAACAGUUUGAGGACUGGUCAAGAGAUAUACUGUCCGGACUGGGUGACCCAAAGUCAGGCAUCAGUCUCCAGGCCAGUAACCGUGUAAUGGACCUGGACCAUGUGGACGGCAGACUAAAGAUCCAGUAUUCAGACAGACUUGUCAGUCUGCUCAGGGAGGUCAGACAGCUUUCUGCUCUGGGCUUUCCCAUCCCAGCCAAGAUACAACAGGCUGCUAAUACUGCAGACAAAUUCUACAGGCAAGCCAUUGUCCUAAAACAGGUGGCCCAUUUCUACAACACAAUAGACCAACAGAUGAUUCCCUCUCAAAGACCGAUGAUGCUUGGUCUUGCACUGGCCUUUGAACAGGUCAUCAAGAAUCCUCGUUCUCAGUCAAAGGAAUCAGGUGGUAAACUGCAGAUUACAUGGGACAACCCCAAAGAGUUGGAAGUUUACAUUACCAAGCUGCAGUCUUCUGCUGAGAAACUCUCCACCGAGAACAGGAAGUUGCGCAAAUGGCACACUGACUUUAUUGACAAGGUGGUGACACUGAUGAAUGUGGACCUACUGAGACAUCAGCAGAGGUGGAAGGAUGGCCUUCAGGACCUCCGCACUGGCUUUGCCACUCUGGAGGCUCAGGGCUUCAGGUCUGAUGACAUGCGGGCAUGGCGUCAGCACUGGAAUCAUCAGCUGUACAAGGCACUUGAACACCAAUAUCAGACAGGACUGGAAGCUCUAAAUAAGAAUCUACCUGAAAUACAUGUAGACCUCACUUUCAAGCAGGGACGUUUGCAGUUCCGUCCUCCGUUUGAGGAGGUACGAGCGCGCUAUUACAGAGAGAUGAAACGGUUCAUCUCAAUCCCAAACCAAUUCAAGGGGGUCAGUGCCCAGGGGGAGGAGCUUAUCUUCGGCGUCAUGAUUGAUAGAAAUGCCUCUGGGUUCCUCACCAUCUUCAGCAAGGCCGAGGACCUCUUUAGCCGCCUGCAUGCUAUACAGCACAAGUUCAAGGAGUGGGUGGUUCUGGGCCAGGUUGAUUUAGAGAAGUUAGUGGAGAAGCAUUUGAAUUCUGUGCAAGACUGGGAGAGAAACUUCAAGGCCCUAAAAGCCAGAGGGAAGGAGUCAGAACGACUGCCCAGUCAGGAGAAGGUGGACUGUAUUACUGUUAACUGUGAGCCAGUAAAAGCCAUCAUCGAUGACCACAUCCAGAGACUGUUUGAUAUUUUGCUUCUAUCACUCAGGAAGUCUAUACAAGGUCACACGCAAGCUAUAGACAGUUUUGUUUCAGAGUCGAUGGAAACCUUGUCCACUCGACCAGAGAGCAUGGAAGAGAUUGGUGCGGCCAGUGGCAAAUAUAGCCAGAUACUAGCCCGCAAACCUGAAAUCCUACCUCAGUUUCAGUGUGCUGAGGAGAAAAACCGCUUGCUGCGAGCAGUGGCUGGUGCCGGCCUGGAUUCACUGUCCUCACUGAGGGCCAAGUGGGACAAACUGGAGCUUGUCAUGGAGAGCCACCAGCUCAUGAUCAAAGAACAGGUGGAAGUGAUGCGAAGUAAUGCUGCCAGUCGUAUCGACGCCUACAGAGCGGAUCUGGAACGGUUUAAGGCCCGCUGGGACCAGCUUAAGCCUAAAGAUGACAUGCUCGAGAGUGGUGAUCAUGCUGCCCUUCUUGCGUGCCUCCAGACCAUCAGGGACAAGCAGCAAGAGUUUCAGGAGCUGGAGCUUGUGCGCAGUAAACUGCUUGAGGACUGUACCUAUUUUGACCUGGAGGCUCCAGAUUUCUCUCUGGCAGAAGAGACAAAAAGAGACAUGGAGGAGUACAGCCAGAUGUGGGGUCUGUAUGAGGAGUGGCAGCAAGGCUUCACAGAAAAGGCCCAGGAGGACUGGAUCACAUUCAGGAGUAAGACAUAUGUGUUUGAGGAGUUUCUGUUUACAUGGCAGGAGAGACUUAGGAAGUUGGAGCAGCCUACGGCAAUGUCUGUUAAACUGCAAGGAGAAGUGGACAAAUACAAGAACAUGGUCCCAGUGCUGAAGUAUGUGCGUGGGGAGCACCUGUCCCAGGACCAUUGGUUGGACAUGUUCCGUUUGCUUGGCCUUCCAAGAGGGACAACUUUGGAAAGACUAACCUUUAAUGACCUCCUCGGUGUGGCAAAUACCAUCAUAGAAAAGGCCUUGGAGCUCAAGGACUUGAACAGUCGUGCUCAGGCUGAAGUGACGAUCAGAGAAGCGCUGAGGGAACUGGAUUUGUGGGGAGCCGCAGCUACCUUCAACCUCACUGAGUAUACAGACAGCAGCAGGCGCACUCUCACCCUCAUCAAGGACUGGAAGGAUAUUGUCAACCAGGUGGGAGAUAACCGCUGUCUACUGCAGUCUCUGAAAGACUCUCCCUACUACCACAGCUUCCAAGACAAGGUCAGUCUGUGGGAGGUGCGUCUAUCAGACUUAGAUGAGUACCUCCUGAGUCUGAAUGCUAUUCAGAGGCGUUGGGUUUAUCUGGAGCCUAUUUUUGGAAGAGGGGCAUUGCCCCGGGAGGAGGCCCGCUUCAAACGGGUUGAUGAAGACUUCAGGUCUAUAAUGUCAGACAUUCAGAGAGACAACAGGGUUGUUUCUCUGAGCUCAAGGGCAGGUAUCAGAAACUCCCUUGUCACCAUACUGGAUCAGCUGCAGCGCUGCCAAAAGUCACUUAAUGAGUUCCUGGAGGAGAAGCGCUCUGCCUUCCCACGGUUCUAUUUUAUAGGUGAUGAUGAUUUGUUAGAGAUUCUUGGUCAGGCAACCAACCCAACUGUCAUCCAGUCACACCUCAAGAAACUCUUUGCAGGCAUCCACAGUGUCCGGUUUGAUGAGCAAUGCCAGCACAUUGUUGCCAUGUGUUCUUUGGAGGGGGAGAUAGUGCCACUCAGAAACCUAAUACGGAUCUCCAGCCUCGUUGAGGAGUGGCUAAGUGAGCUGUCUGUGGAAAUGAAGGAAACUCUGAAGCACCUGCUGUAUGAAUGUUUGUCAGCAGGGAAGAAAGGGGAGCUGGAUCCCUCACGUUACCCAUCACAGAUUCUUUGUCUGGCUGAGCAAAUCCAGUUUACAGAAGAUGUGGAAAGAGCUCUUAAAGAGCAAAACUUGCAGCAGCUUGAACUGGAGCUUAUGGCCAAAUUAGAACACUACACAACAGUGGACACCAGUGCUGAUGAUAACACUAACACAGAGUCCAGUGUCCUGCAGCUGAAGCUGAAGGCCUUGAUCCUGGAUAUUAUUCACAACAUCAGUGUAGUGAAGCAACUUAAUCAGGCAGGAGUUACCAGUCCUGAUGCCUGGGCCUGGAAGAAGCAGCUUCGCUUCUACAUGGGAACAGACAAAUGCUGCCACAUACAUAUGGUGGAUGCACAAUUCAGCUAUACAUAUGAAUACCAGGGGAAUGCGGCUAAGCUGGUGCACACUCCUCUGACUGAUAAGUGCUACCUCACUCUGACUCAGGCCAUGAAGAUGGGUCUUGGGGGGAACCCCUAUGGGCCUGCUGGCACAGGCAAGACAGAGUCGGUCAAAGCCCUUGGGGGGCUGUUUGGGCGCCAAGUCCUGGUCUUCAACUGUGAUGAGGGUAUCGACGUGAAGUCAAUGGGACGAAUCUUUGUGGGUUUGGUGAAGUGUGGAGCAUGGGGCUGCUUUGACGAGUUUAACCGCUUAGAGGAGGCAGUGUUGUCUGCAGUUUCCAUGCAAAUUCAGGCCAUUCAAGAUUCCCUUAAACAUCACAAGAACAGAUGUGAUUUGUUGGGGAAAGAGGUGGAAUUGGACCCAAACUCUGGAGUGUUCAUCACAUUGAACCCAGCAGGAAAAGGCUACGGAGGCAGACAGAAGCUUCCAGACAACCUAAAGCAGCUGUUCAGACCUGUGGCCAUGAGCAGGCCAGACAAUGAGCUCAUUGCUGAGGUCAUCCUCUACUCUGAGGGCUUCAAAAAUGGAGAAAUGCUGGGGCGCAAACUGGUUGCAAUUUUCAACCUUGCCAGGGAGCUGUUGACUCCACAGCAGCACUAUGACUGGGGUUUGCGUGCUCUGAAGACAGUGCUGAAGGCCUGUGGCAGUCUCCUGCAGCAACAGAGGAGGAGUCAGGAGAAGGACAAGAUUCAGGAGAGUAGUCUGGUGGUGCAGGCAUUGAGACUGAACACCAUGUCCAAGCUGACGUUUGCCGAUAGCACUCGGUUUGAUGCUCUGGUCAGAGAUGUCUUCUCAGGGGUUAAUUUCACUGACGUGGAGGACCAGAUACUAAUGCAUGCACUGGAACAAGUCUACAAGGAGGCACGACUUGAACUUAUACCCAGUCAGCUGAAGAAGGCACUGGAGCUGAAUGAACAGCUGAGACAGCGUAUGGGAGUAGUCAUUGUAGGGCCAAGUGGAGCAGGGAAGUCUACACUCUGGAGGAUGCUGAGGGCCGCUCUCAGCAAGACAGGCAAAGUGGUGAAGCAGUACACAAUGAAUCCUAAGGCUAUGCCCAGACAACAGCUGCUGGGACAUAUAGACAUGGACACCAGAGAAUGGGCUGAUGGCGUCCUCACACAUAGUGCUCGCAAUGUGGUCAGAGAACCACAGGAGGUGAGCUCAUGGAUUGUAUGCGAUGGCGACAUCGACCCAGAGUGGAUUGAGAGUCUGAACUCUGUGCUUGAUGAUAAUCGACUGUUGACCAUGCCUAGCGGAGAACGCAUCCAGUUCGGACCCAAUGUUAACUUCCUGUUUGAGACUCACGACCUUAGUUGUGCCUCACCAGCCACCAUAUCACGCAUGGGCAUGAUCUUUCUCAGUGACGAGGACAUUGAUGUGGGUGCCUUGUUGAAGUCUUGGUUAAAGGGUCAGCCAGAGGAGUGUUGCAGCAAUCUAGAAAACUGGUUAGGAGACUACUUCCAGCGAGCCCUGGACUGGGUCCUCAAACAGAAUGACUUUGUGGUGGAGACUAGUCUGGUGGGUACAGUGUUCAAUGGUCUGUCACACCUCAACGCUGUGACAGAGAGAGGUCAGUUCAUUGUUGGUCUUCUUAGAGGUUUGGGAGGAAACCUCAACCUUAAAACGCGACGGGAGUUUGCCAAAGAGUUGCUGAGCUGGGCCAGGGAAAGCCCACCAGACAUCAAAAAACCAUUAGAUACCUACUAUGACUCUGACAGAGGCCAGCUUGCAGCCUACACAUUUCAGCGUCCCGAGGGUCUCACACUGGAGCAGCUCUCUCAUACACAUACUCUACCGGUGAUUGAGACUCCCGACAUGCAGAGAGGUCUGCAGUGUUUCUCUCCGUGGCUCACCGCUCAGCACAGGCAGCCCUUCAUGGUAGUAGGGCCAGAGGGAUGUGGAAAAGGCAUGCUCCUGCGCUAUGCCUUUUCUCGGCAGCGAUCCACCCAAGUUGCUGUAGUUCACUGCAGCGCCCAGACCUCAUCUCGUCACGUCCUGCAAAAGCUCAGCCAGACUUGUCUGUUGCUCAGCUCUAACACUGGUCGAGUCUUCAGACCCAAAGACUGUGAGAACCUGGUGCUCUACCUAAAAGACAUCAACCUACCCAAACCUGACAAGUGGGGGACCAGCAACCUCACUGCCUUCCUGCAACAGGCGUUGACGUAUAAGGGGUUCUAUGAUGAAAAUCUGGAGUGGGUGAGUCUUGAGAACAUCCAGGUGGUGGCCUCCAUGUCAACAGGGGGUGCGGUCGGCAGCCAUUCACUCACCUCCCGCUUCUCAUCUAUAGUCCGCAUCUGCACUAUAGACUAUCCAGACAGGGAGCAGCUGCAGACUAUCUACUCAGCAUACCUGCAGCCAGUUCUCCAGCAUAGCCUGGGCAGCCAGGCAUCCUGGGCCAGCACAGGGAAAACACACCAGCUGGCUGGUUCUCUUGUGCAGCUCUAUGAACAGGUGAAAGCCAAAUUUACAGUCGAUGACCACAGCCACUACCUAUUUACCCCCUGCAUCCUCACAGAAUGGGUUCUCAGCCUGCUUCGAUAUGACCUCACUGCAGCUCAAUCUAAUGUGACAGACAGUGUGUUGGAGGUGGUAGCAUAUGAGGCCAGGAGGCUGUUCAGAGACCGGCUUGUUGCCUCCAAAGACCUUCACACCUUCGAUAACAUCCUCUCCUCCAUCAUACGUGGAGACUGGAGCUCUGACGCUUUAGACAACAUGACUGAUGGUUUCUAUGUGACAUGGGGAGCCUCUGAAGGGGCUGUAAUGGCUCCAGGCCAGUCUUUACCUCCUCAUGGUAAACAACUGGGACGUCUGGAUUUGGCUGACCUAAAACAAGUUAUACAGAAGGGAGUAGUGCUGUACAGUCGUGAUAACAGGGAGCUGGAUCUUCUUCUAUUCUGGGAAGUGUGCGACUUUGUGUCAAGAGUGGAUCGGGUCCUGAGCAGACCGGGUGGGUCUCUCCUUCUGGCGGGCUGCAGUGGAGUGGGUCGGCACACAGCCACAUGCCUGGUGUCACACAUGCAUGGAUAUACAUUAUUCACGCCCAAAAUCACACGUGGUUACACCCUAAAGAAUUUCAGCAAUGAUCUAAAGUCGGUGAUGCAGUUGGCAGGUCUGGAGGGCCAACAGGUUGUUUUACUGUUGGAAGACUACCAGUUUGUUCAUCCAGCUUUCUUAGAGAUGGUCAACAGCCUGCUAUCAUCAGGUGAAGUUCCAGGUCUGUACACCCCAGAAGAACUGGAACCUCUCCUCUCAUCCCUCAAAGAUUCUGCAUCCCAGGAUGGAUUCACCGGGCCGCUCUACAACUACUUCUCCUACAGAAUCCAGCAGAACCUCCACAUUGUUCUGAUCAUGGACUGCUCGAACUCUAACUUUACCAUCAACUGUGAGAGCAACCCAGCUUUCUACCGCAAGUGUUCAGUCCAAUGGAUGGAAGGAUGGUCUGAAAGCAGCAUGAAGAUGAUUCCUGAACUGCUGCUGGCAAAGACAGAAGGAGGAGGGGAUAUGAAUGAAAGAGAAAAGGCCACAAAGGGGAAAAACUCAGCAGGGUCUGCUCAGGGAGACCUGUGCCGUUUGUUCCUGAUGGUCCAUGAGUCAUGUAAAGAACAUGGUGCGACUCCCAGCCAGUACAUGGCCUUUCUGCAUGUUUACACUGCAUUAUAUAGCCGGAAGCAGAGCCAGCUCACAACAAGACAACAGCAUUUGCAGGCAGGAGUGUCGAAGCUAAACGAAGCUAAGGCAUUGGUCGAUGAGCUGAAAAGGCGGGCUGCAGAGCAGAGUGCACUGCUAAAGACUAAACAACAGGAGGCAGAUUCUGCCCUACAGGAAAUCACCACGUCCAUGCAGAAUGCCAGUGACCAGAAGACAGAAAUGGAAAAGAUAAAAGGGAAAAUGGCUCAAGAAGUGUCUAAAAUUGAAGAGAGAAAGGCCAAAAUCGAUGAUGAGCUUAAGGAAGUGCAGCCUUUGGUAGAUGAAGCAAAACGUGCAGUUGGAAACAUCAAGCCUGAAGCUCUGUCUGAGAUCCGCUCCCUCCGCAUGCCCCCUGAUGUCAUCAGAGACAUCCUAGAGGGGGUACUGAGAUUGAUGGGCAUAUUCGACACCUCCUGGGUCAGCAUGAAGAGCUUUCUGGCUAAGCGUGGUGUGAGGGAGGACAUAGCUACAUUUGAGGCCAGGAACAUCACCCCUGAGAUUCGACAGAGUGUGGAAGAGCUGCUCAACAAGAACAAGGCCUCUUUUGAUCCCAAGAAUGCAAAGCGUGCAAGUGCAGCAGCUGCUCCUUUGGCCGCCUGGGUUAAAGCCAAUGUCCAAUACUCCCACGUUACAGAGAGGAUAGAGCCACUGGAGAAAGAGCAGGCCGGACUACUGGAAAACCUGAGAAAAACGGAAAGUAGGAAGAAUAAACUGGAGGACCAACUCAACUCUGUUGGAGCCAAGGUCAACGAGUUGAAAGAGAAGUUUCAGUGUUAUACUACAGAGGCAGCUAAGUUGGAGGCUGAGGUGACAAAAGCUCAAGACACGAUCACUGCGGCCCAGCAGCUCAUAUCACAACUGGAUGGAGAACACACACGGUGGAACGCACAGAUGUCUGAGAUAAAGAAUGAGUUGGACACACUCCCUAUGAGGGCCAUGUUGGCUGCAGCCUUCAUCACCUAUCUGUCUGCAGCUCCUGAAGACCGUAGAAGACACUGUCUGGAGACAUGGAUGGCUCAAUCUGGACUACAGAAGUUUGACCUGCGGUCAUUUCUCUGCUCAGAGAGUGAGCAGUUGAUCUGGAAGAGUCAAGGGCUGCCAUCUGAUGAUCUCUCAAUGGAGAAUGCGCUUGUCAUACUACAGAUCAAUGCACUCAAGUUACGGAGUGUUGCCUGUCCAUUCCUGAUUGACCCAUCAUCCCGAGCUACAGAGUGGCUACGCACACAUCUCAAAGAGCACAGACUAGAGGUUAUUAACCAACAGGAUAAUAACUUCAUGACAUCCCUGGAGCUGGCGGUCAGAUUCGGAAAAACACUUAUCAUCCAAGAGAUGGAUGGAGUUGAACCUGUGCUCUACCCACUGCUGAGGAGGGACCUCAUAGCACAGGGUCCGAGAUAUGUGGUUCAGAUAGGAGACAAGGUUAUUGAUUACAACGAGGACUUCCGUCUCUUCAUGGCAACACGGAAUCCUAACCCCUUCAUCCCCCCUGAUGCCGUUUCCGUGGUUACAGAGAUCAACUUCACUACUACCAGGGCAGGCCUGCGUGGACAGCUGCUGGCCUUGACCAUCCAGCAAGAGAAGCCAGAGUUAGAGACUGAAAAGACAAGACUACUACAACAAGAGGAAGACAAGAAGAUACAGCUGGCACUGUUGGAGGAGUCACUGCUAGAGACCUUGGCUACAGCUCAGGGUAAUAUUCUGGAGAACAGAGAGCUGAUAGACAGUCUAAACCAGACCAAGGCCAGCAGCGCCCUGAUCCAGGAGUCACUCCUGGAAUCACACAGGCUGCAGGCAUCCCUGGACCAGGAGCGGGAUGCCUACCUGCCUCUUGCAGAGAGCGCCAGCAAGAUGUAUUUUGUCAUCACCGACCUGUCGAAGAUCAACAACAUGUAUCGCUUCAGUCUAGCUUCUUUUCUUCGCCUCUUCCAAAGGGCUCUUCAAGCUAAGAAGGAAGCAGAGAAUACAGAAGCCAGAAUUGCUGCUUUGGAAGCCAGCUUGAAGAAUAUGGUGUACGAAUAUGUCUGCCGGUCGCUUUUCAAGGCUGACCAGUUGAUGUUUGCUAUGCACUUUGUGAAAGGCAUGUACCCUGAACUCUUCCAGGAGAGUGAAUGGGAUGUCUUCACUGGAUCCGUCGUGGGAGAAAUGUUUAAGAAAGAGGAGUUCCCUUCAUGGAUUGAUCAGGAGAGGCAUGGGGCAUUGGCCAUUUUUAAAGCAACAUUCCCAGCCCUCUACCAGUCCCUGUGUUUGAGUGACUCAGACCUUUGGCUGUCCUUCUCGCAGAGCUCACAGUGUGAACAGGAAAUCCCAUCCUCCUUUGCCAAGAAGAUUUCUCCCUUUCAGCAGCUGUUAUUGGUUCAGGCGGUCCGACCAGACAGACUGCAGAGUGCCAUGGCAGCAUUUGCAACGCAGGCCCUGGGUUUCUGCAUCCUCACCCUUUGCCCCGCCGAGCCCGAUAAGUCAAGGCCUGGCCACUAGAGACUUGAUGUUUCAUUUUUCCUGUGCAAGGUGCUACAGCUCCCUCUGGGCUAAUUCAUAAGGGUCAGUGAAGGCAUCCAUAAGUGAAGUCGGUACCAGAACACUUUUGUGGUCACAUCAUCAGAUUUGAGGCCAAAUGUCUUUGACACUCAGGUGAAGAGAAGAGCAGUCUGGUUGUGGCUGCUAGGGGCUGCAGUCAGAAGGUCAUUGUGCUUGUUGUUGUGGCAACCUAAGAACCAGCUGAUGGACACCAGCCAUGAAGGAGGCUGUUAAGCUGAAGAAGGGGACCUUUCAGUGUUGUGUUUAGUGUUAGCCCAGGGGUCUCUUGAAGGAGCAGACAAGUACCAGGGGCCUGUAACUGAGGCAAAAACCUGGGUAUGGGAGAAGUUCAGGGAGGCCAUGAAGAAAGACUUUCUGUUAGUCAGGUAAACCGUACAAUGACUAAGGAAGGCAAAGCAGGGCUUAGCUCAGGCUGUGUUCAGCUGGUGAGGGGAUAUUGUUGAGCUUUGGAAAGAGCACUUUGAGGAGUUCUUAAGCUAGCUAAAAAUCCUCUGUGGUUGAGGCAGAGUCUGAAGAUUGGUUUCCAGCCAAAUGUGAAGUGGCUAGGAUGAGAGCCAGCACCUCCAAGUCUGAGGCCAAGGUUUUUGCCAGAAAACAGUGGAAUCCUCUAGGUUUGGAGUUAGUUGCUGCUCCAAGUGGAGGAGUUUAAAUAUCUUGGGAUCUUAUUCAUAAAGAUGGUAAAAUGGAGUGUAAGAUCAAAAUGCAGAUAGGUGCUUCACUUUAUCAGUCAAUCUUUAUUUCAGUUCUUGCCUAUGGCCAUGAGCUUUGGGUAGUGACCGGAACAAUGAUAUUGUGGAUACAAGCAGCCGAAAUGAGUUUAGAGGUGGGGUCAGGAGCUCGGAAAUCUGCAGGCAGCUUUCAUGUUGUGGCCAGCUGAGGUCGUUCAGGCAUCAGAUUAGGAUGCCACCUGAACACCUUCCUUUGGAGUUUUUCUGGGCUCAUC